This is a messenger RNA of Pseudogymnoascus verrucosus, 1991 nucleotides long. It is a transcript of the gene NTG2, whose product is annotated as DNA N-glycosylase and apurinic/apyrimidinic (AP) lyase. Gene Ontology annotation, cellular component: nucleus. The record is from RefSeq and is a predicted model, not a curated record. Gene Ontology annotation, molecular function: oxidized pyrimidine nucleobase lesion DNA N-glycosylase activity; DNA binding; DNA-(apurinic or apyrimidinic site) endonuclease activity. Bases 333 to 1883 code for a protein of 516 amino acids. Gene Ontology annotation, biological process: base-excision repair, AP site formation; base-excision repair; nucleotide-excision repair. Lineage: Eukaryota; Fungi; Ascomycota; Leotiomycetes; Thelebolales; Thelebolaceae. The transcript has a single exon.
AAGGCGGUGUGCUGUAUCUCGCCAGGCACCAGGAGCAAAGGGAAGCAGCAACAAACCUGCAAGCAAGCUAACAACAGCACCAGGGAGAAGUAAGGGAAGGAGGGUUACGCAGGGAAAAGUCUGGGUUUUGUGUACGGGAUAAUCGGAUUGGAGUUGAGAAUAUACCGAUCUCACACAUACCUCAGCGCGUGCUGCGGCAUCCACCACAGCAGCCGCCACCAACUUCACCACCUCGCCCUCGACAUCCACAUUCUCUACACCACCGAAGGCGCGCCCUGGAGAGGCUGCUAUACACAAACCGAUACACACACGACACCCCUUACAAACAUACAAUGCGCACCUCCCGCAUCUCCCAAGACACCACCCGUGCCCUCAACGCCACCACCUCCGCGGCACACCCCCCCCGAAGCACGCGCCUCACGCGCUCCGCACUCGCGCAGUUCUCACUCAAUGCCGGGUCUGCUACGGGCACGUCGAUAGGAGGGGGAGGGGAUAUCGAGGAUGCGAUCCCAGCCGGUGGGGAAGGGAAAAGGAAACGGGCCGGUGUGGCUACGGCUGCGGGAAGUGGGGGUGUGAAGAAAGAGGACGAUGCGGGUAAUAAGGCGGCGUGGAGAGGGAAGCAAGAAGAUGCGUCGGACUCGGAGUUAUCGUCUGCGCCGUCGAGUCGCGCGGUCACCCCGCCGGUGAGGAAUGCAAGGAGGCAGCCUGUGAAGCGGAUUAAGCGCUCCCCUCCGCCCACCGCUGGCUCCGCGGUAGGUCCCGAGAACUGGGAACGCAUCUACGAUCUCGUUAUGAAGAUGCGGACUGAAGGUGGGGUAGCGGCCGAUGCAGCGGUGGACACGAUGGGGUGCCAUACCCUCGCGCAACCUGAUGCCUCGCCGCGGGACCAGCGGUUCCAGACGCUGGUGUCGCUGAUGAUGUCGAGUCAGACGAAGGAUACGACGAAUUACGUUGUGAUGCAGAAGCUUUACAAUGAGCUGCCCUCUGCGACACCGGGGGGAAGUCCGGGGUUGAAUUUGGAGAAUAUACUCGCUGUGCCUGCGGAGAGACUGAAUGAGUUGAUCUGGGCGGUGGGGUUCCAUAAUAAUAAGACGCGGUAUAUUAAGGGAGCUGCGGAGAUACUGCGGGAUGAGCAUGGGGGGGAUAUUCCGGACACGGCGGAGGGGUUGAUGGCGUUGCCGGGGGUGGGACCGAAGAUGGCGUAUUUGUGUCUCUCGGCUGCGUGGGGACGGGUGGAGGGGAUAGGGGUUGAUGUGCAUGUGCAUCGGAUUACGAAUCUGUGGGGGUGGCAUGGGAGAGGGGGCACGAAGGGGCCGGAGGAGACGAGGGUGAGGCUGGAGGGGUGGGUGCCGAGGGAGAAGUGGGCGGAGAUUAAUUGGUUGCUGGUUGGGUUCGGGCAGACGAUUUGUAUGAGUGAGAGGGGGAGGAGGAGGUGUGGGGAGUGUGAGGUUGGGUUGGAGGGGUUGUGUGCGGCGGCGGAUGGGGUGAAGGUUAGGGUGGGGAGGGAGAGGAGGAAGAGGGAGGAGAGGGAGAGGUUGAAUGUUGAGUUUGAGGGGGAGGAGGAGGGGGAAGAGGAGGAGGGGAAGAAGGAAGGGAAGAAGGAGAGGAUGGAGGAGGAGAAGAAGGGGGGGAAGAAGGAGGGGAAGAAGGAGGGGAAGAAGGAGGGGAAGAAGGAGGGGAAGAAGGAGGGGAAGGUGGAGAAGAAGGAGGUGAAUGGUAUCAAGGAAGAGGUGGCUAAGGAGGAGGUGUUGGAAACAGUUGAGAAGAAGGAGGAGGAAACUGAGACUAACGGUAUCAAGGAAGAAGUGAUAAAUGGAGUUCAGAUCAAGGGGCAGGAUGAAGAAGCGGAGAAGAAGGUUAUCAAGGAAGAGUCCAGGGACUGAAAUGGCUGAGCAUCCGAAGCGGAAUUUGUGUUAUUUUGUAUGAGAACGGCUAAUAAAUACAAUGAAAGAGCCUUAAUUUCCUUUCAAUUUUGUUAUAAUAAACCUAGG